This is a messenger RNA of Oncorhynchus tshawytscha (Chinook salmon), 1706 nucleotides long. RefSeq names its product zinc finger protein with KRAB and SCAN domains 1-like. Gene Ontology annotation, molecular function: RNA polymerase II cis-regulatory region sequence-specific DNA binding; DNA-binding transcription factor activity. NCBI's taxonomy places the organism in Eukaryota, Metazoa, Chordata, Actinopteri, Salmoniformes, Salmonidae. The record is from RefSeq and is a predicted model, not a curated record. The transcript is spliced from 4 exons. Bases 226 to 1239 code for a protein of 337 amino acids. Gene Ontology annotation, biological process: regulation of transcription by RNA polymerase II.
AGGAGGCUUCAACACGACAAUAGAUUACCUAUUCAACCACGCGGAUGUUUGCUAGCGAAUUUAAACCCGAAACAUUGGAGCACUUUAGACCAAUCUUGUGUAUAUUACUCGUAGUGUUUUGAAUAUAAUUCUGUUUUCCUAUCUACUGGGUCAUUUAAACGUAAUUUUCUUGUUAAAUUUGCAAAUGUGUUAAAUUGAUACUGCAAUAGGCUAAUCGCCCGGAGCAUGAGCUCACUAAUCUCGACGGAGAAAGAAGCUCUGAUGAAAGGAGAGGAAGAAGCUUUCAGGAUGAUAAAGGAGGAAGAGGAGGCUAUCACAUUGAAAGAAGAAGAGGAUGUUAUUACAGUGAAAGAGGAAGAUGGGAAAGAGGUUGUCAGAGUAGGAGAGGAGGUAGAAUCUUUAACAAUGAAAAAGGAGGAAGAUGCCAUAACAUUGAAAGAAGAGGAAGAACCUUUUGGAGUAAAAGAGGAAGAGGAGGCUACCUCAAUUAAAGAGGAGGAGGAAGACGUUUUGGGAGUGAAAGAGGAGGAGGCUGAAGAUCCGAUUAACACCAGAGAGAGACAUGACUAUUGUGGAUCCUCUAGGGAGCCUCAACAACAUCCUGAUCCUGCUGACGAGGAAGAGAAGAGUCUCUCCAGAUCAGAACACCAGAUGGACAACGCUAGCCCUUCCUCCCUCCCGGAGUCCCUGUGUCAUGCCUCUCCCGGUAGCACCUUACUGCUGGGUAUGAAGAUGUUGUCUGUGCUGCUUGUGGACUGCAGGAAAACAACGGGGCUGAAUGGAACUGUGAGAGAAGUGAAGAAAGGAUCAGAUUUGACUCAUCGAAGAGAAAGACCAGACUCAGAGGAACCAGAGCCAGGGACGUCCAAACCAGCAAGACAACACCAGUGUUCCCACUGUGGAAAGGGUUGUAACCACUUAAAUGAGCUUAAACGACAUGAGAGAAUACACACAGGGGAGACGCCUUACCACUGUUCCCAGUGUGGAAAGAGUUUUAACCAGAAAGCAAACCUGAAAGCUCAUGAGAGAAUACACACAAGCGGGAAGCCUUACCGCUGCAUGCAGUGUGGAAAGAGUUUUCGGCAUAAAAGAAACCUGAAAACUCAUGAGAAAAUUCACACAGGGGAGAAGCCUUACCACUGCAUGCAGUGUGGAAAGAGUUUUAACCAGAAAGGAAACCUGAAAGCUCAUGAGAGAUUACACACAGGGGGAAGCCUUACCACUGCUCGCAGUGUGUAAAGAGCUUUAACCAGAAAGCAUACCUGAAAGCCCAUGAGCAAAUUCACACAGUUGAGAAGCAUUACCACUGCUCCCAUUGUGGAAAGUGUUUUAACCAGUUAGGGCCCCUGAAACAACAUCAGAGAAUACACACAGGAGAGAAGCCUUACCACUAAUGUGUUUACCUGUUUUUACCAGAUGAAAUUGCUUCUUCCAAUUAUUGAUAAACAUGUACCUGUUAAGAAACUGACUGUUAGAAUUGUUAAGGCUCCAUGGAUUGAUAAGGAGUUUAGAAACUGUAUGUUUGAAAGAGAUGGGGCAAAAGGAGUGACUAAUAAGUAUGGCUGCACAUCUGUACUGCAAAUUGAGAAAUGAUGUGACCAAACUCAACAAAAAUAAUAAACUUUAUUAUGAACCCAAGAUCAAUGAUAUAAAGAAUGAUGAAAAAAAUGUAAAAAAAGAAGGGCACAAAUACAAUGCUAUUUCUC